Pogoniulus pusillus (Red-fronted tinkerbird) is the source of this 3755-nucleotide messenger RNA. RefSeq names its product sodium voltage-gated channel beta subunit 4 (gene SCN4B). Gene Ontology annotation, biological process: regulation of sodium ion transmembrane transporter activity; cardiac muscle cell action potential involved in contraction; regulation of ventricular cardiac muscle cell membrane repolarization. Gene Ontology annotation, cellular component: voltage-gated sodium channel complex; plasma membrane. The record is from RefSeq and is a predicted model, not a curated record. The transcript is spliced from 5 exons. NCBI's taxonomy places the organism in Eukaryota, Metazoa, Chordata, Aves, Piciformes, Lybiidae. Gene Ontology annotation, molecular function: transmembrane transporter binding; sodium channel regulator activity. The coding region runs from base 227 to 1111 and encodes 294 amino acids.
GGACAGCUGAGGGGGCACCGGGGACCCGCUUUGCCCCGGGCACCGCCGCUGGCCUGCUGCCCACCCCCGGCUCUCCCGGCAGCCCGGUGUGCGGGGUGGUCGUGGGGCUGUCCCCGGCUUCCAGCACCCCCCGCCCCGAGGCGCGGUGACCCUCGCUUGGCGCUCGGCUGCUCCGCACCCCGCACCGCGGUGGCCCCGGGCAGCGCUCGGGAGGCUCCCGGCGCUGAUGAGGGUCUCUCUGCUCUGCAGCCCCGAAGCACUGAGGAUAAGUGACUUGUCCAAGGUGACUUCGAGCGGACUCCGAAGCGCUCUCCAGCCCCUGCCCUGUCCGCAGCGGUUCCGCCAUCGCCUGAGCUGCCCUCCGGGAGCGCUGCUGCGGCUGCACCCCCGCUUUGCCCGGCGCUGCGAGCGGGGACCGCGACUGCCCGCGAAGGGGAAGCGGGGAGCAGGCGUGGGGCAGCCAUGCACGGCUUCAGCGCAGCCGCCAGCACCCACAGGUCUGCAGGUCAUGGCCAUUGCCUUCGCCUUGGAGGUGUCCGUGGGGAAGACCAACACAGUGAUGGCUCUGAACAGCUCCAAUGUGUUGCUGCCCUGCACCUUCACCACCUGCAUUGGCUUCCAGGACCUGGUCUUCACGUGGUAUUUCAACUCAACGGAGCUGAUCUACCAGGGCAAGAUAAAGAGCAAAACCUCUGAGCCCACCGUGGUGACCAGCAACCCCCGUGUGGAGUUCGUGGGCUCCACCACGGGCAAGGACAACAACAUCUCCAUCGUGCUGAGCAGUGUGGAGUUCAGUGAUGCUGGCAAGUACACCUGCCACGUCAAGAACCCCAGGGAGAAGAAUGCCCAGCACAAUGCCACCAUCUUCCUCACCGUGGUCCAGAAGAUGGUGGAGACAGACAACACUGUGACGCUCAUCAUCGUGGGCGUGGUGGGGGGGCUCAUCGGCCUCCUCAUCCUCUUCAUGCUCAUCAAGAGGGUUGUGCUGUUCAUCAUCAAGAAGACCCAGGACGGGAAGAAGGAGUGUCUGGUGAGCUCGUCGGGAAACGACAACACCGAGAACGGCUUGGCCGGCUCCAAGGCAGAGCAAAAAGCACCACCAAAGGCAUGAAGCGGUGGCACUCCCUGCCCACGCCCGCCCAGCGGCGGGGGGGAGGGUGGGCAGGGGCACCAACCUUGCCCUUUUCCCUUUCUUACUGGACUGCCAACGCUUGGGACAUGUUUGUACUACACCCGUGCCUGCAACCCGCACCGCUUCUGGGAACAGGCUUCGGCUGCCACCGCCACUGGGAGCUGCUUGCGGGCUCGGACUGGGCUGCUGCUGGCGCAGGGGGAGAUGCCCGCUGGGCGCCGAGCCAAGGCGAGAGGUGCUGGGCGGGCAGGAAGGGUGCCGGGGAGCGCCCUGGGCUGCAGCCAGGUGGGUGCUGCGCCGCACGUGUGGUGCUCCCGGGGCUGCGGGGGAGCGUCUCAGGGUGGCUGAAGGGUUAGAGGCUGUGAGGAGCUUAGGGAUCCUGUCUGGCUUCGGUGAUGCUGAGCUGGCGCGGGCAGGAGCUGCCUGCGUCCUGCGGGAGGUUCGUGGGGCAGGGAGGGUGCAGGAUGGCAGAGGUGGGAGGGUGCAGGAUGGCAGAGGUGGAGGGUGCAGGAUGGCAGAGGUGGAGGGUGCAGGAUGGCAGAGGUGGAGGCUGCUGCCUUCCUCAUGGCACGGCGGGAAGGGAGGAAGCAGGGCUGGGGUGAUGGGGCUCGGACGCAGCUCUCCUGCGAAGCACACCUGAGACCCCUGUCAGCCAGGGCUGGCACCCUGUCCUAGCAGGGCUGGGUGCCACCCUCUUGGGGGCAGGCUGGCCCCGAGGUGCCUCGAUACCCCCCUGUGCCAGGGCUGGCAUGUCCCGGGAUCACUGCUACCCUAUGGCAGGGUGAAGCUCCCUGCUUCACCUUCUCUUUGCCCCUGCACAGGCACAGGAGGCAGCUUCCCCCCGAGGCAGCCUUCACGGGAGGCACUCCCUGGGCUUGUGCUGCUGCUGCUGCUCCUCCUCCCCUCCGAGAGCCUGGCACUCGGAGCAGAGAUGCUGCCUGUUCCAACUCGCCAAGGCUGAGCUCGCUGCGCUCCCGUGGGACAUCAGCUGCUUGUGUUGCCCUUUCCCCCGAGGAGAAGGGUGGCACCUGCCGGUGAUGCAGGGAGGAAGCAUGGUCGAGCCCUGGCGAGAGCAGCUGUGCCAGGGCAGUGCCAGCCUGCUCCCGGGCCUGCCACUGGCUCGCUGAGCGACGUUGGGCAGGUCGCUCUGCCCCUCCAUGCCUCAGUUUCCCCAUCUGUAAAAGGGGAUAAUAACACUGCUCUACCUCACUGGGGGGGAGGGGGUGUGAGGCUGAUGUUUGGGAAGUGCUUGGAGAGCCUCAGGUGAGGGCUGCCACAGAGAGCCGGGGGGGGAGGCUUUGUGAAGGGUGCUGCAGUGGGCACUGGGGCAGCCCAGGUCGUCCCCCAGGCUGUAGCAGAACCUGAGGCAUGCAGGGCAUGAGCUGAUGCUGUGAGUGAAGCUGAUGAUGUCCUUUGCAAUGAGUCACCCCCUGGCUCUCCUCUGUUUGUGAGUGUGGCAGUGAGGCUGCAGGGCAGGCAGCUGCCCGUCCCCACUCGAGGCUGGCAAUGGAGCCCUGACCUCCCUCUUGCAGGGGCUCACACCCUGGCAAAGGUGCCAAAGCAGAAGGUAGGCAAGGACUUGGUGGCCAGGGCAAACAAGGUGAGAUUCAGUGCUGCCUUCUGUGGAGGCUGUGGUGAGAGAAGUCAGACUCCACUUGCCCAGGAUGGAGAGCACCUUGCCAAGGCUCAGGGGCACCUGCUGGAGCUGGGCUAAGGGACAGGGACAGGAGAUGGGUAGGGGCACCUGGCUCCAGGCUGGCUUCCUUGGCAAGCAGGAGCCAGGUCCCUGGGAUCCUGGUCCCCUCUCUGAGGAUCCACGGGACCCUCACCUGAAACCUCUGUGCUCCAGGUCCCCCAUCUGACAAGAGGGGACAGCAAAGCUGAGCUACCUCCCGGGAGGUGUCAGGCUCCCUGCACCGCUUCAGAGUGCUCCGAGGCCCUGCGGCAAAGCUGCCUGCAGGGCACUCCGAAGAACCUGCUCUGUACCUGCAGGGCGUUGUGGCCAUGCCAUUGUCAUGGUGAGACUGGGCAGGAAGGUGUCAGACUUCCUGCUGGCCCCAGAAGAGCCCUCCCAGUCCACCCUUGGAGGAGACCUCCCGUGGGAGAGGACAGUGAGGGGAGGAAGGGACUUCUUCCAAGGGCUCUUCUUAGCUGGCCUAACCUGUUGGCCUCCUUUAGAUGGUAUCUGGACGUGGGUCCACUUACCCCAGGAUGUGCAAAGAUGCACUGUGCAUGGAUCACUCCUUGGGCUGAUGGAAGGAGUCACUCUGAGCAGUUUCUGGAGUGUAACCUCACCUGUGUGGGUGCUGUGCAGAGCACCUGGGGCUGGGCAGGGGCACUUGUGACAGCAGGAGCUGGAACAAGGGCUUGGGGGUGUGUAGGGGGAGGAGGUCUGCAGAGCUAUUUCUGGGGCAUGCAGGGGGAGAAGGCCCUGUGGAGGUGUGUGGUGUGGCAGACAGGUCUGUGGAUGAGCAUCUGUACCUACCUACACCUAGGAGGUAGCUGCCAAGAGGCAGAGGCUGCGGAGCUCUCGCCCUGCGCUGCCCUCCAGCACAUCCUUGCACCGCAGAGGUUUCCUCAGCUUUGCCUUGGAUCCAAUAAAGUUGAUGUUUACUAAAGAAAA